Molecule: messenger RNA, 2710 nt
Organism: Gekko japonicus
Lineage: Eukaryota; Metazoa; Chordata; Lepidosauria; Squamata; Gekkonidae
Gene: EME1
Product: essential meiotic structure-specific endonuclease 1
Exons: 8
Coding region: 1-1743 (580 amino acids)
Biological process (GO): mitotic intra-S DNA damage checkpoint signaling; double-strand break repair; replication fork processing
Cellular component (GO): nucleus; Holliday junction resolvase complex
Molecular function (GO): nuclease activity; DNA binding
Source: RefSeq, a predicted model, not a curated record
AUGUUCCCAGAGGUGGGUGACAGUGAGGGUGAGGAGCUACCCACCUUUUCUUUUCUAAAGAAGCAGCUACCUCUGAGAGAUGAAGUCGUUGUCCUCUCCAGCUCGGAUUCUGAGGACUCAUCCACUCUGUCUCCUGCAUGGAAAAAGGCCUGUAGUGGACAAGAUUCAGCCGAAGCAGCUAUUCAGCUGAAAAAAAUGUCAGAACUCAGCAGUGAAAGUGAAGAGGAUGAGGACCUGAUGCCCUUGGCUGAAAGGCUCAGGAAGAACCUCUUGAACGCCAAGCCUUCUACAGCUGGGGCUUCAUUUACUAGAAUCCAGGAGCCAAGAAGCCAAGACUUGGUUGGGCACAAGAGCCUACACUCAAAUGAUGAGCAAGUAGCCACUGAUUGCUGGCAGCAGUCACAACCCAGAGCACCAGACGUUUGGAGGAGAGCUGUACCGAAUACUUGGGAGUUGUCAGACAGCGACCAGGAAGAGGCUUCCAGAGUUCCCAAGAAACAAUCUGUGAACCAGCUUUCAGUUUGUCUCUCUCAGUGCUCAGAAGAAAAUGGAAGCCACCAAAUAGCUGAGAUGAACCCGAAGUCCUUCCCUGUUCAGACAAAAACAAAACACAGCCAGGAGGAACUUGACAAAGCUUACCAGGCCGCCAUACAGAAGAGAAAAGAUCAAGAAACUCGGAAGAGGCUGCAGGAGCAGGAAAGGGAGAGGAAGAAGGCUCUUGCCAAUCUGCGGAAGGCUCAGAGACCGGAAGAGUGUCUGAAACGCAUUCAAAUAGUGCUGGAUCCAGGUCUUUUACAGGUAGAAGGUGGUGGACAGGUGCUUACCACUCUGCAGUCCAUGGACUGUAGCUACAUCAUUGCGAAUCAAGCAGUUCCCUGCAGUAUUACCUGGAGAAGGAAAACUGGACUAACUCAAGCUGAAGAUGACAACUGGAAAGAAGAACCCGACAUCCUUGUUCUCGUGCUCCUAGAAGACUUUGUCUCCAUGAUCCAAAACGAUAAGCUGGUUAGCAUGGAAGGAUCUAGUGUGACUCUGCAGAACUUUGUGGCUGAUGUCAAGAAGAAAAUCCCUGGGAAAACUCUGGCAAUGGCUGUAGUUGAACUAGAAAAAUACUUCAGUUCUCACAAGCAGAAGCAACAAAAGAGACUGCAGCGAGCCCUACCAAACAGCAGUGAGGUACAGGGACAGGGAAAACAAAGGAAUCGGAAAGGGAAGACCAUUCCAGCCCCAGAGUUAUCCAGAGUGGAUGUGGAAGAAGCUUUAGUGGGGCUACAGCUUUCCACGGGCAUCCAGGUUCGAAUCCUCGAGAGCUGGAAGGAGUUUGCUGAUUUUGUCAGCAUGUUCACCAAGGCUGUAGCUGAAGCACCAUUCAAAAGAGAACGGGAUAAACCCAGCUUUUCCUUCUGCUUGGAGGGUGACUGGAUUGGAGGUAGAAAGGUAGACUGCUCUGGAAAAGGUCUGCUGCAAGUUUGGAAGAGACAGCUUCAGCAGUUUAACCGGGUCAGUUUAGAGAUGGCUAAUGCCAUCGUGACCAAAUACCCUUCUCCACUGCUCCUUGUACAGGCCUACAACACCACCACUUCUGAACAGGAGCGACAGAAGCUUCUUGCAGAGAUACCUGUACGCCGUGGUGAUGGUGUGACUGCCACUACAAGACGGGUUGGUCUGGAGCUCUCCAAACGGAUUUACUUACAGAUGACUUCCCAUAAUCCUGACCUUUCACUGGAUGAACCAAAAAUAUAGAUUGAAGCAGACUCUCUGUUCAAACUAUUCAUUUUAUUAUGGGGGGGAGCAUUAAACAUUUUUGAAAACAUAAAAGUUUCUCAGAGCCUGGAAAGGAGAAAUGACCCUGCCUACAGAAGUCUUCUCAGCCAACAAUCCCAAAUCUGUCUUCGUCCACUGCAGCUAAUUGAAAACGUUUACUUUCAUUUGUGAGAUAUGGUGGCAGUCUGGCAAAUAAACUUUUUAAAAAGCAACUGUUAUCCCAAACUGCUAUAUAACCCAUGAGCAGUAAAUGGCUAUCAUGCACAGUGUUAACCUCAAAGCAGAAUAGUGGAAGUUAAAGCUGUCUGUGAAUAAGUCUGACUUCAUAUAUUGUUAUUUCAACGUAGAGCUGCCCAUCCACCAAACUGGAACAAUAUUCUCCUUUCAUUCCAUAGGUUAUAGAAGACCUUAAACUCUACAUUCUUGUUUGCAAGAGCCCAACCUAUAAUCCGUUCAUAUUGAAUGAUAGGUUUGAUUAUACUUCAAAGAACAAUGGAUUAUGGAAUUUGGGUAAUGUCAGACUCGGGCCUCGUUUGCCAUAUGUUUUCUUAACUGUCUGUCUUUGAUGUCUGUAAGCUCACUGCCUUCUUAGUCUGGCUGGGAAUUGGGGAGUGUAUGUGUGGAAUUGCUUUGCUGAGAGUCACACUGGCUUGUAACUGUGUCCAUGUGAGGCCUCCCUUUGCUGGGACGUAUGUAUGCUUGACCUUGAGUACCAGGCACUGGUAGCAGACACUGCUAGGUAAUGUAACCGUAGAUUUGCAGGUGUUGAAAGAGGGCUGAUGGUGCACCGUAGAUUUUGGCAAGCUGGAUGUCUGGGUAUGAUUGGUUUGGUCGCUGGGGAGGGAUUGUUUGAAUUAUGUAUAAUAGGGGAACUGGUGCCAAGGGGUUCAGUUCUGACACAGAUUCAUCUAUGCUUGAAACCUCUUUACCUCUCAAUAAAGAAAUC